Molecule: messenger RNA, 1290 nt
Organism: Mercenaria mercenaria
Lineage: Eukaryota; Metazoa; Mollusca; Bivalvia; Venerida; Veneridae
Exons: 1
Coding region: 1-1290 (429 amino acids)
Biological process (GO): G protein-coupled receptor signaling pathway
Cellular component (GO): plasma membrane
Molecular function (GO): G protein-coupled receptor activity
Source: RefSeq, a predicted model, not a curated record
AUGGAUAGCAACCAGCAGAAAGGUUCGGACAUAGCGAGGAUGAUAUGGAUUGUUGGAUCGCCCAUUGUUUUCUGUGUAGGAGUAUUCGGAAAUAUUUUGACAAUAAUUGUACUUACGAGCAGAAGAAAUAAAAAGACGUCCUCUACUGUUUUUCUAACAUUUUUAGCCGUCGCCGAUUUACUUGUUAUGACGAUAAUGUUGCCAAGAUGGUGGCUUAUCUAUAUGUUUGAUUUUGAUGUCCGUCAUAUUCACAACGUGGUGUGCAAACUGCACUUCUUUUUGACUUAUUUUAGCGGAGCAUACUCCGCUGCCAUAAUGGCUCUUGUAACAAUCGAGCGAACAAUAUGUACAGUGAAGCCAUAUAAGGUGAAAACAUUGUGCAAUGUGAAAAUUGCGGUUGCAAGUUCACUUAUGCUGAUGACUAUCUUGUUUGCUGUUCAUGGACAUAUAUUGUUUGGCAUGAAACUGCUCCAAGUUACCUAUAAUGACACAUCUGGUGAUAUUUCUAACUCUGUCCAAAAUGUCUCAAAUGAACGAUCGACAAAUCCAUGCCAAGACAUCUUAGAUAUGAUAUACGAUACACUACCUAAUAGCAACAUGCUGUCGCUGGGUUCCGAGUCCGAAGCACAAUGUGGGUUUUUCAAUAACUCAAAGAAUGAAGACGAAACAAACAAACAGUUAGUCGGCAUUUAUCCAAAAGAGAACCAUGUAUCAGCUGAUGUUCGAACUAUUGACUUAUGCUGGUAUGAAGAUCCACAAUAUGGGCAAUAUUUCUCUGGGAUACAUCAAACAAUAGCAACUGUCGGCUAUCUUGUUAUACCGGAAGCGAUCUUCUUCAUUGGAGGAAUAAUUAUUGUGCGGAAGCUACAAUUCAGCAAGCAAUUGCGUAGGCGCAUGGUGACAAAUUACAUGCGUGAUGCCGGGUACAAACCAGCAUAUGACAAUCGAGCUAACCAGAUAACAUUGACGUUGCUUUUGGUCAAUGUAGUUUUCGUCGUUACUGCAACUCCUGCCUACAUUUUUCUGGUCGGACGAUCAACUUGGGUUGAUGAGGAGUCUGGAAUGACAUCAACACAGGAAAUAGUAUGGGCAACUGUAAAUCAGAUGGUCUAUAUUAAUCACGCAAUUAAUUUCAUUCUGUAUUGUCUAACUGGGCGCCGAUUCCGGCAGCAAGUCUUGAAUGCGUUUCGAUGUCAGACACGAUCGGGUGUUGCGCGCGAUGCUGAUAUGUCCGUCAGUCACAGUCAGCUUAGAAGUGUUUUCUCCACUGAACUUAUGGUCCCGAGCUAA